UGGGUCCAUAACCAUAGACUGGAAUGUUUAUUUCUUCUUUCCUCUAUAUAACUAAUUUGUUCAUCAAUUGAUCUCAUCCGAUCCAUACACUUUACUUUUUCUUUUUAGACAAUUAACUGAAUCUAUGGCAUCAUCUUCUUCUUCUGCGAGUAAUUCACACUACUGUCCUCGAUGGAAGUACGAUGUCUUUCUGAGUUUCAGAGGAGUUGAUACCCAGAAUAAUUUUAUGAGUCACUUGUACAAUGGUUUAAAAAAUAGGGGAAUAUUCACCUUUCUAGAUGAUGAAAGGCUAGAGGAUGGCGAUUCCAACUCAGAAGAACUCGUGCAAGCGAUAGAGGAGUCUCAAGUUACUGUAAUCAUUUUCUCAAAAAAAUAUGCUACGUCAAGGUGGUGCUUGAAUGAACUAGUGAAGAUUAUGGAAUGCAAGGAGAAAGAAAAUAAACAAACAGUUAUACCAAUCUUCUGUAAUGUGGAUCCAUCACAUAUUCGAUACCAAAGUGAUAGCUUUGUAGAAGCAUUUGCCAAACACGAAUCAAGGUGUAAGCAUGAUGUUGAGGGGAUGCAGAAGGUUCAAGGAUGGAGGAAUUCCCUAACUGCUGCCACAGAUCUAAAAGGACAUGAUAUUCAUGACGGGAUUAAUCAAUCAAAGGAAAUUGAGCAGAUUGUCGACCACAUCUCUUCCAAAUUUUGCAGGAGUGCUCGUUUUUUAUCUUAUUUGCAAGAUGUUGUGGGAAUAAAUGCUCAUUUGGAGGAACUAAAAUCCCUACUUCAAAUAAAAAUCGAUGAUGUUCGAAUUGUUGGGAUCUGGGGAAUAGGCGGAGUCGGUAAAACGACGAUAGCAAAAGCCAUCUUUGAUACUUUAUCUGAUCAAUUUAAAGCUGCUUGUUUUCUUGCCGAUGUUAAAGAAAAUGCAAGAAAGUUACAAAAUACUCUUCUCUCUGAACUGUUAAGAAAAAAAGAUGAUUACGUAUAUAAUAAGUAUAAUGGGAAGUGCAUGAUUUAGAGCAGACUUUGUUCUAUGAAGGUGUUGAUGAUCAUUUGGAGUAUUUAGCAGGUGGUGUUGGUUGGUUUGGUAAUGGAAGUAGAGUUAUUGUAACAACUAGAAAUAGACAAUUGAUAGAGAAUAAUGAUGCAAUAUAUGAAGUGCAGAUACUACCUGAUCAUGAAGCUAUGCAAUUGUUCAAUCAACAUGCUUUCAAAAAAGAAGUUCCAGAUGAGUGUUUUAAGAAGUUCUCGUUGGAGGUACUAAAUCACACUAAUGGCCUUCCUUUAGCCCUCAAGAUGUGGGGUUCUUUGCUGCAUAAGAAAGGUGUAGAUAAGAGGAAAAGAAUUGUAGACCAAAUAAAGAAAAACUCUAAUUCAGAAAUUUUUGAAAAAACUCAAAAUAAGUUAUGAUGGAUUGGAGCCCAAAGAGC
Solanum tuberosum (potato) is the source of this 1415-nucleotide messenger RNA. Its product is annotated as TMV resistance protein N-like. The transcript has 2 exons. The record is from RefSeq and is a predicted model, not a curated record. Gene Ontology annotation, molecular function: ADP binding. Gene Ontology annotation, biological process: signal transduction; defense response. NCBI's taxonomy places the organism in Eukaryota, Viridiplantae, Streptophyta, Magnoliopsida, Solanales, Solanaceae. Bases 125 to 1003 code for a protein of 292 amino acids.